Messenger RNA from Botrytis cinerea B05.10, 4181 nucleotides. RefSeq lists its product as hypothetical. Gene Ontology annotation, molecular function: protein binding. Bases 1320 to 4043 code for a protein of 907 amino acids. The record is from RefSeq and is a predicted model, not a curated record. Gene Ontology annotation, biological process: cell redox homeostasis. Gene Ontology annotation, cellular component: cytosol; mitochondrion. Lineage: Eukaryota; Fungi; Ascomycota; Leotiomycetes; Helotiales; Sclerotiniaceae. The transcript has 2 exons.
GAAGCAGACAGGGCUGCGAUUUCUCCUCUUUAAACUUUCUUCCAGACUCCAACCUGCCAAGUGCCCAAUUACACAUUUAUAUGGAUUUUACACAAUUUCUAGAAACAUUUGGCCCCUCCGACAUGCGAUUAAUUUCCUCUGCAUGAAACACACAACACGUGGGAAUCUGCACCACUAUCACUAUCGGACGAACCUUAUAUUCCUACCCCCAAAGAGUACUUCGGAGCAAUCGCAUUCACGCUCUGACAGGUCCGAGCAACUACAAGGCUGUUCUACAGUUUCGAAGGUUGUGAACCUACAAAGGAACAACAAACCGUGCAUGUAGAUUCCAAUCACUAAUAUCACCAUUCGCAAAGAAAACUUCUAAAGGGGAAAGCAACUGGGAUUUAUAUUGUCAAGAUUCGAACACCUCGAGAUCGGCAUACUAAGAACUAGGAAGUGGGCUGGAACCGCAGAAAUUCCUUUUUCCUCGCUUGGAGAGGUAUCAAUUUUCCAAAUAAGGCGGAGAUUAGGAAAAUUGGCUUUUUAGCUGGGACAAGGCGCGUUUGUAUAGAGAGUUCUGGUACCGAUAAGUACGAGGCGUGCGAGACUAUUGAGUUCGGCUUGCGAUCCGAUCUGACACAAUAGGCACCUAGAAUCCCCUAAGAUUUCGGCGGAAAUACUACAUCGAGAAGAAAAAAGGGUCAAUCAGUCGAUUACUGCCGGCUUCCAGGUAAGCCGUCGCUACAGCUUACCUGCAUCGUACACUUUACAAACUGUUCUGCGGAAGAACGAUCGAUUUUCCCCGUUAUUCUUCUCGUGUAAUCUGUGCGGCGAGUGGAUCUCCUAUCUCUCCUGAGUCCCUACGCCCCAAACGAGAAAUAGUUUCUGACCCUUGGAUUGCAUUUUCGGGAGAUCUUGACAAGGCCGAGUAUAAUUUUGGGGGAAGCCCUUGUUGUUUUUUUGGGUACUUUUAAGACUCUAUAGAGUCAUUAUACGUCUCCGAAUCUUCGACUGACGACGAGGGCUUAGACUUCAGGGGGGAGUCAGAGAAGACUGACGGCGCUUUUCUUACGGGUGUGCGAAGAGGACUUAAGAAGCUGGGAUCUGUUUCUGGUAGCCGUGGUCGACCUUUCAAUAUUCAAACAAGCAAAAGUUCUACGCCAGACCUCUAUCCGCGCUCAGCAAGUACCGACCAAUCCUUGCUGUCGCAGAAUGAGAAGAAGCUGAGCGGUGCGAACCUCGAAAAGCCCCUCCCAACCUUGCCCACGACACCUACAUCCCCUAUCAUCGAAGACACUGCGGGAGAUCCUCCUGAUACGCCAAAAGCUUUAGAGGGUAUGUCACGACCAGUUGCGACCGAUAGUCGAGCCAGCACAUUAGAUUCUACGAGCGCUUUCCAACCCCAAUCCAGCGGUUUCAAGUCGGUCUCGGGUACAUACAAGACGGAUAUGAACAAUAGUCAAACUAGUCUUGCUACUCCUGGCAGGCAAGAUGGAGGUGAGGGGGCAGAGGAGAGUCGCGAAAAUGUUGUGACACCAAAGAGCAACGGGCCUCCGUCAGCAGCACCAUCUCCAGCACAACAACCACGCCCUUCGGUCGCAAGCGGGGCUGGUACCUCUGGAGCAACACCAUCGACACAUUUGUCAGGGCUUAUGUGCAACGUACAUCGAACUACUGGAAAAGAACCUCAUCCAUUGGUUGGUGCUACAACUACAAUUUUGGGCGAUAAGCUUUACGUAUUUGGUGGCCGGAUCCUAUCACGAACGCGCCCUUCCCUGACAGCCGACUUAUAUGAACUUGAUUUAGUACAGCGGCAUUGGACAAAGGUUGAAACUACUGGAGAUGUACCACCACCAAGAUACUUUCACAGCGUGUGCGCGCUUGGCGAUACCAAACUGGUGUGCUAUGGAGGAAUGUCUCCAGCUCCACCACAGAGCCAGGCUCAAAUGGCUGCCUCGGCGCAAAGUGGGCAGGAUACCCAGCCGGAGGUAGUCGUAAUGUCUGAUAUUUAUAUAUAUGAUGCACCAUCAAGGACAUGGAGCUUCAUACCAACGAACGAUACACCGCAGGGAAGAUAUGCUCACUGUGCCACUAUUCUUCCUUCGUCAGCAGCAUUUGCAUCUGUGAAUGCACCUUCUUCUGCCUUACAUCACAAUCCUCAAGGGCCAAAUCCUAAUCAAGGUAUUAUUGGGGUGAAUAUAGAUGGUACUGGCGGUGCCGAAAUGGUUGUUGUGGGUGGCCAAGACAGUGCAAAUCACUACAUCGAGCAAAUUAGCGUGUUUAAUCUACGGAGUCUGAAGUGGACUAGUACCCAACAGCUUGGAAAGAGUUGUGGGGCUUAUCGUAGUGUUGUGGCGCCUCUUCCAGGUCACGUCUCUGCCAAAAUAGGCAAAGCAACACCUAAUAAGCCAGAUCAUGGUGGCACUACUCCAGAUUCAAGAGAACCUGGGUCAUCAAUGCUGAUAUAUUCCAAUUACAACUUUUUGGAUGUUAAAUUAGAACUACAAGUUAGAGCUUCUGAUGGAACCUUGGCAGAAAAGCCUAUGCAUGGGUCAUUUUCGCCUCCAGGGCUUCGAUUUCCAAAUGGCGGCGUUAUAGACACCAAUUUCGUUGUCAGCGGGACUUAUCUCACUUCUUCAAAACAGGAGUAUGCAUUGUGGGCUCUUGACUUACGAACUCUCACGUGGAGUCGCAUUGAUGCUGGCGGCAGUGUUUUCAGUCAAGGAAGCUGGAAUCGUGGUGUUUUGUGGAACCGAAGGAAUACAUUUGUUAUACUUGGAAAUCGAAAGCGAAGUCUUGUGGAAGAUUAUAAUCACAGACGCAUAAAUUUCUCGAACGUCUGUAUGGUUGAACUCGAGGCUUUUGGUUUGUAUGACAAUCCUCGGAAAGCAGCACCAAUGUCGGGUUUUGUCUCAGCUAGCUCACCUUUCGCAUCUCCUUCAUUGAAUAUCAAUAGCAAAGCAGGAUGGAACGCGGGUGGACGCACACUUUCCAAAGCGGCAGAGGAAUUAGGUCAGAGUGCCUUAGCUCUUAGAGAGUUAGCCGACAUGGAUAUCCUUUGUGUUGGCGGCGAACGUAUACCAGUCAACUCUCGCAUUAUUGCAAGAAGAUGGGGACCGUAUUUCGUUCAACUACUUCGCGAGGGCACAGCAACGCAAGACGGCAACGACACCGCCACACUGCGCCCAGAAGGUGUAUUUCGACAUAAUCAAAGCAGGAAUAGCAGUCUGACUAUCACACCUAGUCUCGGUGCACAAUCCUCAAAUCUCUCUACUUCAUCAACACUGAAUAGCUCUUCCAUAUCGGAUCCCGCUUCUUUGUCUCUUCCUCCCGACUCGGCUGCUUUGCCACCUAAUUCUAGACCGCGGACACUUUACUUACCUCAUACACAACUCACGCUUCAAGCUCUACUACAUUUCCUGUAUACAUCGUCUCUUCCUCCAAACAACUCUACACUCUGCACUCCACAAAUACUCUGUAGUCUAUUGCAAUUAGCACGACCAUAUAAGAUCGAUGGGCUACUGGAAGCUGUUGUAGAGAGAUUGCAUGGCGUGUUGGACAGUAGGAACGCCGCAGCAGUUUUCAAUGCUAGCGCAAUGGCUGCUGGAGGCGGUCGCUCUACUUCAACACCAUCAGAUAUAGCAGAUCCUUGGAGUCUCAACAGACUAUCAAAUGGAGCCGAGACUCUAAUGCAACUUGGAUUGGAUAACGAAUUGGGAUAUCAUGGGCAGCAAUCUUUGCGAAUCAAUACCAGCGUAGGCAGCCUUGGAACUGGUCAAGGAGGAAGAAGACAGGACGACGAAGAAAGUAUGAGUGCGACAAGCAGUGCCGCGAGUGAUGUUAGCGGGAGUGACUUGAGUGGAAGCAUGAGUGCAUCAGAAUCUGGCAGGGUUGAAGGAGUAGGGGAAAUCUGGAGGGGUGAUAUUAGUGCAGUUAUUGGACUACAGAAGAGAGGUCUCCGAGGUUUGAUGGAAGGCAGACGACUUCGCGAGAGAGGUACGAGUGCGAGUGUGAGCGGACCUUCGUCCCAAAGAGUAGGACUCGGGGUCGGAAACAAUUAAUAUGCAAAAUAGCUAUCACGCUUUAUGAAGAUUCAUGACAAUAUUUAUUAAUGAUUGCUCUAAUAUUUGGCGUUAUCUUAUAUCUCGAAGUUCUUUCGGAUCCCUCAUCAUGGCAAAUCUAUUGGUCUAUUAUAACCA